Molecule: messenger RNA, 689 nt
Organism: Anneissia japonica
Lineage: Eukaryota; Metazoa; Echinodermata; Crinoidea; Comatulida; Comatulidae
Exons: 5
Coding region: 126-689 (187 amino acids)
Source: RefSeq, a predicted model, not a curated record
UCAGGAGAAUCAAUCUGUUUAUAAAUACAUUCACUUCAUCUCAGCAGACACACAAUUAAGUCAAGAAUUCUGAUAUCCAUUUCAUCUACAGGAUAACAGUUGAUAAAUUAAAAAAAUUUGAAACGAUGCGUUUUUAUGCUUGUUCUGUAGCCCUGUGCUGUGUUGUUAGUAUUUGCAGUGGUCAGGAAAAAUGCUGUAUUAAUUAUGACAUCUACACUCAUACUACCGAAACGAUCGUUAGUUUUAUUAAAAAUGGACAUCUUAUCACAUUUGAGGACCAUCUUAUCUCAGUGAUGGACUAUAAUCAGUCUCGUUUUCUCUUCAACAAAACAUUCGAAGGAAUCACAACUCAAAUGUAUAUUGAAGACCACAUCCAGAAAAUCGCGUGGGCUAUUUUUCCUGAUGAAGAGUGUUUCAAGGUAGAUUUUGAGGAACAAUGGGAGCCGCCAAGCAGGUGUAUUAAAGAUAAUGCUCAAUAUCUCGGCCAAUUUAAUAACCCUGGUGAUGUGCUAGUAAAUAGGUGGCAGUAUGAAUAUGAAAAACCAUCUGAUUUAGAGAAUGGAAAGGGGCCAAUGGACUUUACCGUGGACGGGUGUAUACCAUCCAGAAAAUUAGUCGUUGGCACAUGGUCUGAUACCAAAAACGACACCCUGUUUUGCUCCGAAGGUCUUCCAUCUAUAGAGGGUUGA